GUGGAGGGAGCAGCAUUUACAGGUUCCUUUUUAUGGAAGUCUCGUAGUCUUGGUAUCUGGAGUCGUCCCAGAGGAGAAAAUAUGCUGGACAGUGGAGCCCCUUUCUAUGAUACCUACAAGACCCUGGAUGGAAAAUACAUGGCUGUGGGUGCCAUAGAACCAGAGUUCUAUGAUCAGCUGCUUAAAGGCUUAGAAUUAGACCCUGAAGAGUUGCCUCCUCAGAUGAGCUUUAACGACUGGCCGAAGCUCAGGCAUCUCUUCACAGAGCGCUUCGCUUCAAAGACCCAGGCGGACUGGUCGAGGAUUUUUGAUGGAACCGAUGCCUGUGUUACACCCGUGUUGUCUUUCGACCAGGUGAGCUCUCACCCUCACAACCGAGAGAGAGGCUCUUUCAUGAAGGACUCCAGCGGGGAAGAGUUCCCCCGGCCAGCUCCGGUUCUGUCUCGGACUCCUGCUGAGCCCUGUCUCGCUUCCAACCCAGAAGUUGGAGAACACACAGUUGAUGUCUUGCUGGAAUACGGCUAUACUUCAGCAGAGAUUGAUAAGAUGUUAGCUGCCGGCAUUGUGCAAUGUAAUGCUGUCAAAGCAAAGCUGUAAAAAAAUAAAUUUUUGCUCUCUGAUGAGCAGACUGAAAAAAGCUUUUACAGAUUGCAGUAAAAAAUAAAUAAAUCUGUGUUUGAGACCAGCUAAAUUUAAAAAGGGGAUGUUGUGUGGUUUAUCUUGACUUGAUAGUGUUGAGAAAAAUCUUUUCUCCCACAGGGUAUGCAGAUAUCUUUUAGGUUCUACAGUUGAUCAUGAAUACUUUAUGCAACAGCUAUACCUAACUCUUUAUUGCAUCUCCUGCCUUCUGAAUGAGUCAGUCUCAAAGCCUGGUAGAAAGCACAACCUCCACUGAAAUCCAACCACAGUGAUGGGUGAUAUAUUACCUAGCUCAGGGUCAAAACAUGACAAAAUAGAUUUGUGGGCCCAGCCUGAAAGAGUGCAGAGCAGCGACGGUACAAAUAAAUAGAAACAUUUUUUUGUUAUUUAUCUCUCUGAGGUUAUAGGUUUUUCAUCCUAAAGUCUGAUGUCUCUGUGCCUUGUGCAGUAGGUCUGGGUUUCUGAUGUGUUGCAGAUUUAAUGUCUUUUUAAAACCAAUUCAGAUACAGCAGCUGUGAAAUAGGGUCCAUAUUACAGCAUUUUUUGCUGUCAUUUGGAUGAUUCAUCCCAUUAAAGGAGCUACUGUUGUAUUUUUCUGAUCUCUACACAAAAUGUAGCAUCAGCUGUAGCAUCUGUUAUGACUAAUAAACCUUUCUAGGAAAUAUUUUGAUUAUUUGUUUUACUUGUAUACAUUAGAGUUUCUUUUCAUAGGUUUAUUUGAACCUUAUAAUUACUAAAUAUGACUUGACAUACAUAAAAACUGAUA
Molecule: messenger RNA, 1405 nt
Organism: Cyprinodon variegatus (sheepshead minnow)
Lineage: Eukaryota; Metazoa; Chordata; Actinopteri; Cyprinodontiformes; Cyprinodontidae
Product: alpha-methylacyl-CoA racemase-like
Exons: 2
Biological process (GO): bile acid metabolic process
Cellular component (GO): mitochondrion
Molecular function (GO): alpha-methylacyl-CoA racemase activity
Source: RefSeq, a predicted model, not a curated record